Molecule: messenger RNA, 2760 nt
Organism: Osmia bicornis bicornis
Lineage: Eukaryota; Metazoa; Arthropoda; Insecta; Hymenoptera; Megachilidae
Gene: Prp40
Product: pre-mRNA-processing factor 40 homolog A
Exons: 8
Coding region: 172-2682 (836 amino acids)
Biological process (GO): mRNA cis splicing, via spliceosome
Cellular component (GO): U2-type prespliceosome; U1 snRNP
Molecular function (GO): protein binding; RNA binding
Source: RefSeq, a predicted model, not a curated record
AUCUGUAAUCACUGCUGAAAUACAAACAUAAUCUGGUACACUUUAUGCAUGAAGUAGUGUAUUACUAUUUAAAUUCUUUGAUUUACAAAGAAUUAAACGCAUUGACUUUUAAACAAUAAUUUUAUUUUCAAUGAUUUGAUUACACGAAGGAAUAUUUUUAUUCUUGUAGAAAUGGCUUCCAAUGAUGGUAUACCUCCACCUGCAGCAGUACCUGGGUUUCCAUCAGCAACUCCAAAUAUUGCUUCUAAUUUUGUACCACCAAUUAUACCCACUGCACCAUUUAUACCUCCUCCUAGUUUACCACCUGGUCCACCAGGUAUAAUGCCUCCACAAUUUUCCAUACCUCCUCCUGGUUUUAGUUUUCCAAUUACCGGUGCUCCUCCAGCUGAUACUGGAGUGAUAGCUGCACCUCCUCAAAUAACCGCACCAGGUAUUCCUCCUCCAGCACCUAUUGCAAGCGAAGCUACAUCAAGUGUACAACCUAUUGCAACAGAAAAAAAGACUGAUUGGACUGAACAUAAAGCCCCAGAUGGCAGAACAUAUUAUUAUAAUAGUGUUACAAAACAAUCUUUAUGGGAGAAGCCAGAUGAAUUAAAAACACCUAGUGAAUUACUAUUAUCACAGUGUCCUUGGAAAGAAUAUAAGUCAGAGAAUGGAAAAGUAUACUAUCAUAAUGUAACAACUAAGGAAUCAAGGUGGACUAUUCCUAAAGAAUUAGAAGAACUGAAAGCAAGAAUUGCAGCUGAAGAAGCAGCAGCAGCAGCUGCAGUGGUUGUAGCAAGUGCUACAAAUACUAUAGUUCCUGUUGGUAUGCAACAUUUAUCUCCAAAUGUAGCAAUCGCAAAUACAUCUCAAACUAGUACACCAGAACCAGGUGGAAAAUCUGCCAUUGAACAAGCUAUGGCUGCAACACUUGCAGCAAUAAACAUUCCUACUCCACCUGCAAAGCCAGAUGAAGAUAGUAAUUCUGCAAAAGGAUCAGCAAAUGAUAGCCGUACUAGCACUCCUGAACCAAAAAUGCAAUUUAAAGAUAAAAAGGAAGCAAUUGAAGCAUUUAAAGAAUUAUUAAGGGAAAGAGAUGUACCAUCAAAUGCUACAUGGGAACAAGCAGUAAAAUUAAUACAAAGUGAUCCUAGGUAUCCGCAAAUGAAGAAAUUAAAUGAACGCAAACAAGCAUUCAAUGCAUAUAAAACACAGAAACUUAAAGAAGAACGCGAACACGAACGUUUAAGAUUAAAAAAAGCUAAGGAGGAUCUGGAACAAUUUCUAUUAGAAAACGAUAGAAUGACAAGUACAACAAAGUAUUACAAAUGUGAGGAAAUGUUUGGCAAUUUAGAAGUAUGGAGAUCUGUAGGAGAUUCGGAUCGUCGAGAUAUUUAUGAGGACGUCAUUUUUAAUUUGGCUAAACGCGAGAAAGAAGAAGCAAAGCAGUUGAAAAAAAGAAAUACCAAGAGAUUAGCUCAAGUUUUGGAUACUAUGACUGAUGUUACAUAUAAGACCACUUGGCAAGAAGCACAAGCAUUACUUUUACAACAUGCGGCAUUUGCAGAAGAUGCAGAUUUGCUAGAAAUGGAUAAAGAAGAUGCCUUACUUGUAUUUGAAAAUCAUAUACGUCAAUUAGAAAAAGAUGAAGAAGAAGAAAAAGAACAUGAAAAGAAACGUAGAAAACGACAGGAAAGGAAAAAUAGGGAUGCAUUUAUAAGCUUACUUGACGAACUUCACGAGCAAGGAAAAUUAACAUCAAUGUCACUUUGGGUAGAACUUUAUCCAAUGUUAUCUGCUGAUUUAAGAUUUUCAGCUAUGCUUGGACAAUCUGGAUCAACUCCUUUAGAUCUUUUCAAGUUUUAUGUUGAAGAUUUAAAAUCUAGAUUCCACGACGAGAAGAAAAUUAUAAGAGAAAUUCUAAAGGACAAAAACUUCGAAGUGCAAGUUAACACUACUUUUGAAGAAUUUGCAACUGUAGUAUGCGAAGAUAGAAAAUCUGCAACAUUAGAUGCUGGAAAUGUAAAAUUAACAUACAAUUUACUGCUUGAAAAAGCUGAAGCGCGGGAAAAAGAACGAGUAAAAGAAGAAACCAGGAAAUUUAAAAAAUUAGAAACAGGUUUCAAAAAUUUACUAAAAACUCUUAAUGUUGAUUAUCAAAUGACGUGGGAAGAUAUUAGAAGUAAAAUCGAAGAAGACCCAGAUUUUAAAGCGAUAACGUUAGAAAGUGAAAGAAUUAGGAUUUUUAAAGAAUACCAACACGAACUUGAAGAAAGUUGUAGUCACCAUCAUAUUAGAAGUAAAAAGAAGAAAACGAAAAAGGUGAAACGAAAAUCACGGUCUCGAUCGCACAGUGAGUCGGAAGGUAGUGAUAAAGGUUUAAAGAAAAAGCGACAUAAAUCACGUUCACCAAGUGUUCCCAGUAAAUCGGACAGUUCUGAAUCCGAUACUAGAAAAUCAAAACGAAAGAAAAGUAAAAAGAAGAGAGGUCGCAGUCAUUCUCGGUCGCAUUCGAGACUUCCAUCUUCCGAAGAAUCUCCAGACAGAAAACGAAAGGAAGAGAAACACAGAAGAGCUUCUGCUCAUAGUGAAGGGUCCGUUACUGAAAAUGCUGAACAUCAUGAACUUUCAGAAGAUGAAUUAGAAAAACAGAGAGCUCAGUUAUUGCGUGAAUUACAAAUGCAGCAAGAAGAUAAUUGAAAGUAGUUUAUUUACUGAUGAUACUUCAUGUAAUUUUAAAUAAUUGCAAUAUUAAAUUAAACUUUGUACAAAAUCUAA